Oncorhynchus mykiss (rainbow trout) is the source of this 5180-nucleotide messenger RNA. RefSeq names its product ensconsin. The record is from RefSeq and is a predicted model, not a curated record. NCBI's taxonomy places the organism in Eukaryota, Metazoa, Chordata, Actinopteri, Salmoniformes, Salmonidae. Gene Ontology annotation, biological process: microtubule cytoskeleton organization. Gene Ontology annotation, cellular component: microtubule cytoskeleton.
GCCUAUUAUCGGCUCGUUCCCUUGUUUUACUUGGAUGUCCACGUACCCGCGGAUUAUGCGCGUCUCUGGGUAAUGUGCCAUAAAAAAAUAGAGAAGGAAAACUUCAUAGAAAUGGCGGAGGGUGCAACGUCUCUGAAAGAGUUGCGAGCUCAAAUGGCUGCAUCUGCGCAGGCGCAGGCAGAGGAGCGGCGCAGCCUAGCAGGGAACAGCCCAGUACCUGCAUCCCCUGCAACAGCAAACACACCACCCAACACCACUGCAGCGAAGUCUCCCCGGCCAGUCAUUGAUGGUGCUGCACUAAGGAUAGACGACCGGCUUCGGGUGGCAAAAGAGAGACGAGAGGAGGCCGAUAGGCAGCAAGCUGCGAAGGACUCUCAGAUCCUGGAGAGAGAGCGUAAGGCCAAGCUGCAGGUGGAGCGUCAGAUGGAGGAGCGCCAGAAGAAGCUGGACGAGCAGCGCAGGAAGGAGGAGCAGAGACGCUCGGCUGUGGAGGAGAAAAGGAAGCAGAAACAGGAGGAAGAGAAGGAGCACUAUGAGGCGGUGAUGCGGCGGACCCUGGAGCGCAGCCAGAGAGUGGAGCAGAGGCAGAAGAGGUGGUCUUGGGGAGGACUCUCAGAAUCAGACAACCGAUCCGUUGACAAGCGCUCCACUUCCACCAUGAACCUGAAACAGCUGUCUGAGGCUGGCAUCAACAAGCGCCUGUCCUCCUCCUCCGCCACCCUCAUCAACUCUCCCGACAAAACUCGCAAGCCCCUGACGAGCCCCGUGGACGGAGGGUUCCUCAGUCGCCUGCUCACCCCCACCCAGGCCUCACUAGCUAGGAGCAAGAGCGCCGCUGCCCUGUCGGCCGAAGGAGGCGACGCCCCAGAGUGUCACCUGUGUCCUCGCUCAGCCUCGGCCAGCCCCCUGCACCCGGUGCAGCGAGGACCCCUGCGCAGCCGCAGUAUCGACCGGCAGAAGAGCGCCACCCUGCCUACCUCCGCCUCGGCAGACCAAGUGGACCCCUCACUGAAGGAGAAAAGGUUCUCAUCGCCCGGAGGGAAACGUCCCGCCUCGCCCUCCAACAUCGCGGGACGCCACCGCUCGCCCUCCCCCGCCCCCCCUCCCAGGAGCAAGAGAACCCCCUCCCCCAGUGCAAAGCCAAGCCCACGUAACCGUCCCUCGUCACCUGGGGGUAUCAAACAUCGCCCCUCAUCCCCUCAGUUUAGCUCGGCCAAGCCCCCGUCCCCCCAGCCCACCUCGGCCAAACCUCCACCCAUCCAGAGACCGGCCCUCACCCCCACCGGCCCCCCAACCCUGCGGAAGAGGGACUCCAAGCCAAAGGACCUGUGUCCCAUCCAGCCUGUGGUGCCCCAGUCCCCAGAGGCUCCCCAGACCAGCACAACACCCACCCCUACUCAUACCACCUCCAGUAAGACCAAAGACAAGGACGACAAGUCCAUGGCGGGCACCAACUCGGCUGCAGAGGCUGCCAUGAUCCUGGCCGAGAACCGUCGUCUGGCGAGGGAGAAGAAGGAGAGGGAGGAGGCACUCCGAGUUCUGAGAGAGGAGGAGGAGAAGCUGAGGAAGGAGGAGGACAAACGCUUGGCCGAGGAGGAUCGGUUGAAACGCCUGGAGGAGGAGAAGAGGCUGGCGGAGGAGAGGAAGAAGAAAGAGGAGGAGGACGCUCUUAUGGCGGAGGCAGACAGAGAAAGACUGGAGGUAGAGGAGGCCGUGAGACAGGCUGAGCUACAGAAAGAGCGUGAAGAGGCGGAGGCACAGGCUGCAAUUGAGGCAGAGAAGGUCCGCAUUGAGAGAGAGAGGGUCAUGGCCCAGAACCAACAGGAACGCAUGGAGAGGAAGAAGCGAAUUGAGGAGAUCAUGAAGAGAACCAGAAAAGGGGACCUAGAAAAAAGAGAUUAUGAUGAGGGAGACGAGGAGGGUGACGAAGAAGAAGCCAAGGACGACGAGUCAGCCCAGACCGGAGAUGUCGCCAUGGAGACGGACUGCAUGGACGAGGGGCGUGGCCUGACCCGCAGUGAGCCAAUGGGAGAGCGUAGGGAGCCGCUGGGCAGCGUGAACUGGAAGCCAGAGGCGGACGACAAGGAGAACAACAACGGAACCAGCGCUGAGGAGCCCCUGGCUGUUAAUCCAGUGCCUAAGGGUCGCCUGGUAGAAGGCUCAGAGUUCCUGAACGAGGACUCUAACAAGCUGGCCCCAGGGCUCAACGGUAAGCCUGGCCCCUGGAGCUUCGAGGAGCUUAUUGACCUGGGUGUCAACUCCAAGGGCCGGCCCCUCAUCGAUGCAGAGGGCCACAACCAGGGCCUCAUCGACUGUGACGGGGGUCCUGAGGGGCCCAGGGUGGCCUUCGAGGACAAGGGGAUCCCCGUGGCCACCCUCCACCCCUCCAGCCAGCCUAUCGAAGCACUGUCAGAGAUGUGAGGCUGCAGCUCUCCCUUCAGAGGCCUGUUAAUAUUGCACUCCUGGAGUUCCUGUCCAGCUGACCCCCCCCCCCUCCCCCACACACACUUACCCACAUACACACACCCCGCCCAGCCUUCUUGUCUGGACCACCUCAGCCAGAGGAAGAGCAUGGGGGACACAUCCAGAACGCUAGCUUUGCACCCCCCAACACACAAAAAUAACCCAUUAAAAAUACAACACAGAAACGAUGCUUCAGGGAAAAUCUCAAUUUUCCUUCAAUGUGCUCAAUUUAAGGUCUCAUCUUCAUCCUCCCAUACUUACCAUUUCACUUGGUUCUUUUUUAUUUUUUUUGUUCACACUUGAUGUUUUGUAGGUGGUGGGGCAGGUGGUGUGACGUAAUUUAUACAUUUGGGCUUCUUUGUAAUAUGUAAUUACUUAUCUCAUGUCUAUUUUUGGGGGGGUUACUCUGGUUUGAGAAUAUUCCAGGAUGCACAUGCACUCAGCUAUAUGAUGGUUAAGACUUCACUACUUCUCAUGUCAGGAAACUUGAGUCCCCGCUGAGAUGUGAUCAAACACGUUUUGAUUGGUGGGGAGUGGGCUGGGUACUGUAGUCUCAGGGUCUGCCUAAAGGGGGCGUCUCCAGUGAAUAGACUGAGGGAGCACUUACACAAACCGGUUAGGACCUACUGUGUGCCCAAGCUGUGAACAGCACUAUGUAACUGUAAUCCCAUCCUACCCAAAUUGUACUCUGACCUAGAAUUCUGGAUUUGUCUGGCAGGCUGCUUUUCCCAGCAUCCAUAGAUCCAGCCUUAACUCUCUAGACCCUAUUCUUCUAUGGUUUACCCCUCACCCUAUGCCCCGAAGGGCUGGUCAGAGCCCCUCCACCUCCCUCGCCUUCUCCCACCUCCCUCACUUCUACUCUUCUUAGGGCCACUAGGGGGCACUUAUGUCUACAAAUCAAACUGAUUGUUUUAUGAAAUGACUCUUGAAUAUUGCUUUGUCUUUACAAACUGAAGGCUGUAGGAAUUCCCAAAAAAGCUGGUGAUUUUGUGAAUAUUUGUUCAGUGAAGUUUAACUGUUGCUGUUAAUUUUCAGUUCCUGGUCUUUAGGUUUAUCCUUAAAUAUUUUGACAUGUCGUUACGGUUUUACAUGUAUAUAGACUUAAUUGUUAGCUAACUCGUAUCAAAUUCUAAUUUAAUUGCACCCUGAGCGCUGAGGUAUAACUUGACCCCCAGCAAUGACUGCAUGAAUCUAUACUCUUACCAUAUGAAUGACUAUAGCCCAUAACGGAUUAACUUGUGUAUGUUAGUUAAUUGCAGUCAGACAAGGUCCAUCAGCUUCAUUUUAGAAUUGCUUCAGAGUUUUCUCUGAAGGGGGUGUGUGUGUGUGUGUACAGUACUAGUCCAGAAACUGAACUUGAAAGAUUUGAAGUUCUCACUUACAACGCCCAAAGUAUAGGGCUGAAACAACAGUUCUGUCAGGCAUCUCAGAGCAGUUUUGAACCGGCAGUAGAUGUACGCAGUCUGUGUAGCUAAUUCCAUUGCUUCUCGACUAAGGCCCUAUGAUCUCCAAAACACACUAGCUAAUGCUUUUAUAAUUUCUCUCUCCUGGCAAAAAAACAAACAUUUCAAUUAUUUUUAUAAUGUAUAAUUUGGCUGUCUGUUUAUAUGAAAAUAUAUUUCCAUAUUUAAGUGUUAUUGUACCGUGUGUGUGUGUAUAUAAUCAGUGUUAGGCCGAUGUGGGUGGGGUGGUGUAGUGGGAAUGGAUGUUAAUUGUCUCAUCUGUUACUGUAUUUUAGUUUGGGUUCUGUUUGACUCAUGCCCUUUGGCAGGGUAGUCAGUGCUGUUGCCCUACGCACUGUUCCAAGUCAAGCCCUAGUCCCUACCCUCUAGACACUAGAUUGGAUCGGUGUAAGCAAUCUGGAACCAAUUCUACAAGGUGACACUAUUAUAUUGCAUAUACCCAUCAAGUACUUACAGAUCACCUCAAGUGCAAAGGGAUAGGGGCUAAGGGUUUGUGUGGAAUCGAGUUAGGUUUGUUUGGGGGGGGAGUUACCCUGGGCGCUAAUAGGAAACCCUCUUCUCUAGUACUCUACAAACCCUAGGGGACAACACAUGGGAUCCCCAUACUGUUGAGAGAACAUGGGUGUGUGUGUUGAUUGAGGGCAUUUUUUUGUGAUGCUCUGAAUGGUUCUGCUUUUCAUCCCCCAACCACCUCAGACAAUUGCAUUUGUUCCCAACUGAGGGGUGGACUGAGGAGUGGGAGAAUGUUUCAGGGCUUUUUAACAUGGUGUGAAAGGUUGCAGGGAUGGUGUUUUUGAAGUUUGCAAUAGAAAAGUUAACAUGGACUCUGACCACUGCGCCCCACACCUCUGUAACAGCAGUGUGACUGAGUCUAUCACUGAAGGAUGGAGACGGGAACAAUGUGAUUUGGUCAGUCUUGUGCGUUUAUUUUUUUAAAAGCUGUAUCGAGAAGCUUUAAUUCCCUAUGCUUGAAUUGUCCAAACAGAGGUUUGGGGACCUUAUUUUUUGCCUCAUAAUAAGCCUGUUGGCUGAUUGUUGUGCUAAUAAACCAGAAGGUUUCUCUGAAAUGGCUUUAUAUUAUACAUUAUGUCUAGAGUUGGAGGGCAAUGAGCUUAGCUUUGACUUAUAGGCUUAAAGAAUGUAACUUUGACUAAACAAACAAGCCCUUAAUCGUUUAACAUGCAUCUCUGUCAGAGGGGAAAAUGUUUUUAGUUUUCAUGUGCAAACCUUUUUAUUAUUCAUCACAAUAUGAUA